This is a messenger RNA of Xenia sp. Carnegie-2017, 1084 nucleotides long. Its product is annotated as sushi, von Willebrand factor type A, EGF and pentraxin domain-containing protein 1-like. Lineage: Eukaryota; Metazoa; Cnidaria; Anthozoa; Malacalcyonacea; Xeniidae. Bases 163 to 1074 code for a protein of 303 amino acids. The record is from RefSeq and is a predicted model, not a curated record. The transcript has 4 exons.
AUAUUAUUAUGCUUACUUAAUGUUCUUGGUAGUAGCAACUGUUUCGAUUUUUGCUAUAAUGCUUUGUACAAGGGUAAGAAAAAAGUUUGAUGCCUCAAUGAGAAGUUUGCGCUUGGCCUAGCGUGAAAUAGUACAGCUAUUGGAAACUUUACUAAACUGACAAUGACAGGGUAUUUUUUCUUAGGUUGGAGAUUUCAAGGGAAUGUAUUUAAAAAAAUCGAAGUACAAAACGAAAUAGAAUGCAUCGUAAAAUGCUUUAAAGAGCCAUGUUGUCAAUCUCUAAACCACAGUAGAAGGUUAAGCCAAGGACGUUGGAGUCUGUGUGAAAUGUUACACAGUGUUCUAAAUGACAGCAGCCGACAAAAUUUAAGACAAAAUCGAUUUUAUGAUUAUGUUUUCUUCAACACACCGAUCAAAAUGUACAACAAAAGCUGCAAACUGCAACAGCCCCUCAACAAAAGUUACGAUUUGGUAUUUCCCAAUGCUCAUGUCGAGAACUUGAUUCUUCUCGAUAAUGUGAUGCCUAAUAUAUCAGAGAUGACAUUGGCAUUUUGGGUAAACACAGGUACAAGGCGAAGAAUGGCGCUGUUUUCUUAUGCUGUUCAGAACAGUCCUGACGAAUUCUUUGUAGGAUUUGACACAGAACGGGUCAUCAUUACAAUAAAGUCGUUGACAAAAGAAAACCUUCACAUUUAUCCAAUCUACGAUGGUUAUUGGCACCACCUGGUCAUCAUCCUCACUCUGAUGACUGAGAGGAUUUUUCUUGAUGGGGCUAUGAUUUCAAACGAAACUAUGGUGAACAAUUCAUUACUUUUACUACGCGGUGGAGGUGUUGUCGCUAUUGGUCAAAAACUUGAGUGCGAGAAUGCUGUUUUUGAUCCAAAUAUUUCGUUUGUUAGUAAAAUAAAUAAUUUAAAUUUAUGGAACUAUGACGUGACACGCAACACAUCAUGUACCAUCAAGGGGCUAAAACAUGAAUGUACUGUAGAGCCACAUAAACAAAUAAUUCAGUGGAGAGAUCUUCACAUUUUUUUGAGCGGAAAUGUUUCAAAAUCGUUAACAGUUGGUAAGUAAUGAUUGUUUC